GUCUUUGUUUAGUUUAUGGUCCCCAAUCGGAGCUUAUCAGAAAGAUAAAGACCCCGUAAAAAUCGAACGCCAUCAAUAGAACGUAGAUUGGGCAACUAGUGCCCUGAGAAAAGCUGAACUGUUCACUAGUACUUCCUCCUGAGAACAACAUAAGAAAUGGCCCCGCAAAUCCGACCACUCACGCCAGAGCUGCAAAAAGUGGCCAUCGAGCAGCUAAAAGAGGAUCCCGAUCGACUGGAGGCUGAUCUUUUGGCUUUCAGGACCUGGAUCGAACAGCAGCCACAUCUGAAUCCUCGAACCGACGACCAGUAUCUGGUGGCCUUCCUGCGCGGCUGCAAGUACAGUCUGGAGCGGGCCAAGUCCAAGUUGGACAAGUUCUACACACUGAAAACCAAGUAUCCGGAAUUCUUUCGAGUCACCAGCACUACGGACGGCAAGUUCCGAGAGAUCCACCAAACGGGGGCUAUAAUCUAUAUGCCAACUCCGCUGAAUGAAAAUGGACCCCGCAUCGGGAUCUGGCGCAUGGGAUUGGUUCCCGUAGAGAAGUACAGUAUUCUGGAGUGCAUGCAAGUGGCACAGGCAUUACAGGAAAUUGCCAUCUUGGAGGACGACUAUGCCAAUAUUAAUGGUAUUGUUUUCAUCAUGGACAUGCAGGGAGCCACAGCGGCCCACUUGUUCCAGAUGACUCCCUCGAUGGCCAAGAAGUUCACCGUUUUUUCAGAGGAAGCUCUCCCACUGCGAAUAAAGGGACAGCAUUUCAUCAACACCAUCACUGGUUUCGAGCAGAUAUUCAACAUGUUCAAGCCCAUGAUGUCCAAGAAGAUGCAGUCUCGACUCUUUGUGCAUGGCAACAAAAUGGAAUUGCUAACGGAGCAGAUCCCGCUGAAAUAUCUUCCCGUGGAAUAUGGCGGGGAGAACGGAACUGUGCCGGAAAUCGUGGCUAAUUGGGAGAAAAAGUUGGAUGACUACAGCGAGUUUUUCAAGGAUAAUGCCAACUAUGGCACUGAUGAGAGCCUGCGACAGGGCAAACCCAUCGAUUUUGAUGGACUCUUCGGAAGCGAGGGUUCAUUCAGGAAGCUCAACGUGGAUUAGUUUGAAAUUUGUAGUAUUUAAAGAUUGUUGUUUUGUUAUCAUUUGCUAGGAGUUAUUAACAUUUUGUUUGGCAUUACUCAGGUGAGAGUAUACCUUUAAAGUCCUAUCCUCCAGGAAUAGCUCAAAGCAAUAUAGAUGUCUUCUAUAUAUACAUUA
Molecule: messenger RNA, 1248 nt
Organism: Drosophila rhopaloa
Lineage: Eukaryota; Metazoa; Arthropoda; Insecta; Diptera; Drosophilidae
Product: alpha-tocopherol transfer protein
Exons: 2
Coding region: 157-1092 (311 amino acids)
Cellular component (GO): membrane
Molecular function (GO): phosphatidylinositol bisphosphate binding
Source: RefSeq, a predicted model, not a curated record